AUGCGCGAGUACAAGCUCGUGGUCCUUGGUUCAGGAGGUGUUGGAAAAUCUGCCUUGGUAAGUUAAAAAACAAAAACAAAAAAACAGCCAAUCUACUGUCACAAAAUGCUUUUCUAUUUCCUUUAGUUAUAGUUCCAAAACAGAGGCACAGCUAAUCACCACUCACAGCCACAAACGCAUGCAUACCUUACUAGCCGAACAGUGUUUGGCCUAAAUGUUGCUGUUCAGGUUUUCAGUUCAGUACAUUUCAGAAUUCAAUGAAUAAACCCAGUUUGUGUAAUUCAAAAUCCAUUUUUGUGGUUGUGUAACACGCUAUACUUGCCAUAUCUGCCAUCCAAGGCUGACUCAGUGAUUCUGAGCAAGAAAGGCUUUAAGGGGUUCCAAACUUUUCUGAAUAAUGAUAUUGCGCUACAGAGCAAAGACAUGUUUAUAGCAAAUAAAACAGCUCACCUUUUGCAUAGUGACAUUAGCAUUCAACAGGUGUGAAAAUCUUCUUAUCGACCCUCUCCACCCCCACCUUUUUUACUUCACAACAAAUUAGGUAGCCUGGUGAUAAGCUGCUGCUGCAACAGCAGCACACAAUAUUGACCUUGUCAGCAGGAGUCACUUAGGAAAAAAAUUUUCCCUUUGCUAUGGAGAAGGGUCAACAAAUGAGCUCAUUGCCGCGCCUUAUCACCUAGCUUUUGUUUGGACAAACAUUUUGCAAAGUGAAGCACACCAAAUGUUUGCCAGCAGCAUGCAAAUGACCUCUGAACUCUCGAGUCAUUGUGCAGUAUAUACUGAUGGAGUAACUGUCUGAGUAGCAGUCAGGUGUUUACAAAAUAAGACUGGUUUUGGUUUUGUGUGUGCUCUCCAACUCUCUCUCUCAAACCAAUCAAGGAAUAGUUUUUCCUAUUAUCUCCUGAACUAAACAUGGCAUAUAAUUUAUAAAGGAGAGUUAAGCCAUGAUGCGGGUAUGGCGUAUAUCUUCUAAACGUUGAGUAGACAGCGGCUGUUCCUGGUCAUUAGACUAGCAUCUAGGCAGCUGUUGCUACCCAGUUACUUAUGCUAUAAAGAAAAGGGAGCCUGCAUGCUGUGCAGAGCGUUGCCAUGUGACUCGCGAGAUUUAGACAGGGGAGCUGAAGGGAGCUGCUGCAAGCCCUCCAUGACAAGCCCGGCGGUCCUGGUAUGUAUUAUCGGCAAUAUCGGUAUCUCUAUAGGCCGAUACCGAUAUUGCCAAUAAUACAUAUUAGGACCGUUGGGCCCAUGACAAGCCCUGCGGUCCUGGGGGGCCCAGCAAGCGCUUGUUUACUUUCCCAGCAGCUCCCCAGUGUAAAUCUUGCGAGUCCCGCGGCUGUCAGAGCGUUGCCACGAGUUACCAUGGCAAAGUACUGCGCGGCACACAGGACGCAAUAUGUACACAGGGGAGCUGCUGGGAAGUUAAGUAAGCGCUUGCUGCGGGCCCCCACCGGACCACCAGGGAACGCUAUAUCCCCCCUCCCUGGCCAGGUAACAAGCAGGGAGAGGGGAUGGAAAAAAAAAUUAAUAUUAAAAAGAAAAAAAAUUUUUAAUCAAAAAGGCGUUCUCUCCCCUAUUUUACACAAAUUACCUACAGAACACACACUGCAUUCAUUAUAUACACACACACUGCAUUCAUUAUAGAUACACACACACUGCAUUCAUUAUAGAUACACACACACGCACGCACACACUACACAAACACGCACUCUGCAUUCAUUAUAUACAUAUUAUAUAUUAUAUAUACACACACACAGCUCCCCUGUCUAAAAACACUGCAUUCACUAAAUGUGGCAUGUAUAUUUUGUGCAUUUGCCUUUAGAAAUAGUUUAUUUUAAAAAAAAAAAAUGGUAAAUGUACAGAAUAUCAGUAAGUUAUUGGCCAGAAAGUUAAGAGUAUCGGUAUCUGCUCUCAAAAAAUCUAUAUCGGUCAAUCCCUACUUUAUUGGUCCUUUAUGUAAUUAAAAUAGAUCUUGCUGCACAUCAUUGUUAUUGAAUCAUACAUAAUUUAAGUGAAUUGAUACUUUGAUUACGUUCUUUCUGCAUGCAAGAGCCGCUGGUACAGUGCUUCAAAUGACACUUUAGGUACCAUAACAGCUUCAUCUAAUUAAAUUAGCGGUGCUUGGUGUCACUUGACAUUGUCCCACAGUUUUGAUGAAUUGAUUUUUGAUUGGUUUGACUCUAAAUGAGGGACUGUGUGUAUUUGUGGCUGUGCCCUCUUUGACAGAGGUAUGGCAAAGAAAUAGGGUAACCCUUUAUUUGCCAUACACCAAUAGUACAUUCCAUUUUAACAGAUUACAGCUAUCCUUUUUUUUUUCACCUGGUUUAAGACUUUAAAAAAAAUAAAUAAAUAGUAAUGUGGAUAGAAUUUGCAGCAGAUACAGUUAAAACUUUUAUUUUUGUAAGACUUGUUCAUGUAUAUGUGAUCACCUUUCACACUGCACUAUUUAGUAAAUCUAGACUCUGUUCUACAGUAAAUAUAGCGGUUUCUUAAGUAUUGUUUUCCUUUCCCCUCCAGACAGUACAGUUUGUGCAGGGAAUAUUUGUGGAAAAAUAUGAUCCUACAAUAGAAGACUCUUACAGAAAGGUAAGUCUGGACUGACACCUACAUGCGUUUCAGUUUGAGUUUUACUAGAUCAUUGGAUGUCUUGUGUUUCAUUUGAAAUGUAUUAAUGCAUUCAUCAAGGCAACUUUGUUACAGAUGCUUUGUCAAAAUCUAAUUUAGAGCUUCAGAGAACAGUAUUAAUGACAUGUACUUAAUUCCCAUAAAAUGACCAUUCCUUUUCAUUACAGCAAGUGGAAGUAGAAGGGCAGCAAUGUAUGCUUGAAAUUCUCGACACAGCCGGAACAGUAAGUCAAAUAACGAUUUCUCAGUCAUUAAUAAUUGUUAUAUGAAGAAAACCGUUUUAUUGUUGGCAUGACUUCACAGGUAAUAAUCUGUUAAAGGACCACUCUAGGCACCCAGACCACUUCAGCUUAAUGAAGUGGUCUGGGUGCCAGGUCCAGCUAGGGUUAACCAUUUUUUAUAAACAUAGCAGUUUCAGAGAAACUGCUAUGUUUAUGAAUGGGUUAAGCCUUUCCCUAUUUCCUCUAGUGGCUGUCUCAUUAACAGCCACUAGAGGCGCUUGCGUGCUUCUCAAUGUGAUUUUCACAGUGAGAGCACGCCAGCGUCCAUAGGAAAGCAUUAUGAAUGCUUUCCUAUGUGACCGGCUGAAUGCGCGCGCAGCUCUUGCCGCGCAUGCGCAUUCAGCCGCAUGGGAGGAGAAGAGGAGGAUCGGAGGAGGAGAGCUCCCCGCCCAGCGCUGGAAAAAGGUAAGUUUUAACCCCUUUCCCCCUUCCAGAGCCGGGCGGGAGGGGGACCCUGAGGGUGGGGGCACCCUCAGGGCACUAUAGUGCCAGGAAAACAAGUGUUUUCCUGGCACUAUAGUGAUCCUUUAAACAAUCCAUGGAGACAAGUCAUUUUCUGUGCAGCUAGUUGUAAACUUAGAUAUCAGUGAGCAUCUUGCCACAGAAUUGCUUAUUCUGCUUGUUCUCUGAUUAACUUGUGUAAAAAUAUAUAUAUCUAUAGUAAUGGUAAAUGGAUGAGACGGCGCUGGUCAACUUAUAGGCAGCAACCUUUAAAGGGGAAUCCCUCAAAAACCCUUUAAAACAAGAUAAAAGUAACAAGAAAGGCUGCGCCACAUAAAAUAUUAAAAGAAGACAAAGUCCAAGUAGUAAAAAGUCCAAUUUGUAUAUCCUUAUGAAUAGUCUUUUUAGGAGGCUGGUACUGUGGUAGGGUCUUCAGAUAUAGUGGUUCCACUUUAUAUAGAAGAUAAAAGAGGGGGACACACAAUAGUGCAAUAUGUAUAGCUCAAAUAUGGACGUAAUAAAAAAACAAUGGUAGAGGACUCACAUUUACAAGAGCUUAUAUCCAGCUCUAGGGUAAAGCGCGUACAGCAGUGUGAUCCCCGCUGAUAGGAUAUAUGAUGGGUACCUCUCUGUCAGUGGUGUCCGGUUCUCAGGAAAGAAGAAACAGCCAACAGUGCUCACUGUAUAGUAAUGUUGGUAUAAAUUAAAUAAAAACAUACUUACAAGUAAAGAGCAGGCGGGCUGCUCUGUGGUAUCAGCAUAAGUGGAUUAAUCCCCACCUAGGAUUUCUUGGGAUGCAGGAAGCUUCCAAAUAUUUUAAAACCAGAAUGGAUAAAAAAAUAAGAUAACGAAAACGCGUUAUGGAAAUUUUAUAUUGUGUAUUUUUGUAUUAAAAGUAUAUUUGGUCAUCUGGCUGUGCCAAUUAUCUUUUUUACACAUACCUUUUUUUAUUUAUUUUUACCCUGGCUUUUUAUUAUCUUAUUUUUUAUCCAUUCUGGUUUUAAAAUAUUUGGAAGCUUCCUGCAUCCCAAGAAAUCCUAGGUGGGGAUUAAUCCACUUAUGCUGAUACCACAGAGCAAGUCCGCCUGCUCUUUACUUGUAAGUACGUUUUUAUUUAAUUUAUACCAACAUUACUAUACAGUGAGCACUAUUGGCUGUUUCUUCUUUCCUGAGAACCGGACACCACUGACGGAGAGGUACCCACCAUAUAUCCUAUAAGCGGGGAUUAUACCGCUGUACGCGCUUUACCCUAGAGCUGGAUAUAAGCUCUUGUAAAUGUGAGUCCUCUACCAUUGUUUUUUUCAUUACGUCCAUAUUUGAGCUAUACAUAUCGCACUAUUGGUUGUCCCUCUCUUUUAUCUUCUAUAUAAGCGGAACCACUAUAUCUGAAGACCCUACCACAGUACCAGCCUCCUAUAAAGAUUACUCGUAAGGACAUACAAAUUGGACCUUUUAUUACUUGGACUUUAUUUUCUUUUAAUAUUUUAUGUGGCGCAGCCUUUUUUAUUUGUUACUUUGGUUUAGACAUUAAUGACUGUGUGUUGAGUUAUUUUGAGGGGACAGCUAAUUUACACUCUUAUACAGGCUGUACACUUACUACUUUACAUUGUAGCAGAAUGUAAUUUCUUCAGUGUUGUCACAUGAAAAUAUAUAAUAAAAUAUUUACAAAAAUGUGAGGGGUGUACUCACUUUUGUGAGAUACUGUAAUAUUAGGCAGGUGGUUUUCAUGUUUCAGCUUUUAAGGUUAUUAGUAUGGAGAGGACAAUUGGAAGUGAGUAUCUAAAGCAUGUAGAUGUUACAGUCAGACAAAGUCAUUGCAGCAAAACAGUUCAAUGUGAUGUCAGUACAUUAUGGCAUACUUGUUUCGGAUGCUAAAGGAAAACCUCUGUUUAUCAAAAACACAUCAAACAUUAUGUAGUAUGGUGGGAGAAUGCUUCCAGUGGAAGUCUGUUACUGUUGUGCUGACAGUGAAUGCUUUUCAUUCACAGAAUUCACAUUAGCCAUCCCAGAAGUCUCAUUGAUGAAAUCUGUACUAUUGAGAGAGUACUAUUGUUUGAAUUGGUUUUUUUUUUUUAUUAUUUACAUAUACUCCGAGAAGUACAAAAGACAAAGAAUAUUAAAUCUUUUUUUUGGCAUUUUUUAUUUUAGAAGUGCAGAGGUACAUACACUGAUUGGUAAUGGUUCAAAUAAAACCUGUAUAAACAAACUUAGAACUAGGGCCUGACAUUUCACGCUAAGCUGCACAUUUUUUUUCCAAAAAGUGAAAACCAUAAUAAAUAUACUAGGCCUACAUGUCCAUGGACAGAUGAAAAGCAUAACACGAGAAAAAUUCCUGGCAUGUAGAAGAUAAAGUACUCAUAUAAGGUGGGUUAGAGAACUUGGCGUCCACUCUUGCAAAUAAAGCCUGGAUCAGCCAACUUCGAUGAGUGGAAAGUGCAAGAUAAUGCUGAAUGCAUUUCUACAGAGUGAUUCUAAUGUUGUGCACUGCUCCAGACCCACUCAAGGGCUGACUUCAUCACCCUCGGGACAUGAAGGCCCCCAAACACCAAUCCCCUCUACCUAUGAAGGUAGCAUGCGGGCCUGA
This is a messenger RNA of Pelobates cultripes (western spadefoot toad), 5928 nucleotides long. Lineage: Eukaryota; Metazoa; Chordata; Amphibia; Anura; Pelobatidae. The record is from the annotation of a GenBank genome assembly.